Messenger RNA from Gamsiella multidivaricata, 2258 nucleotides. RefSeq names its product PQ loop repeat-domain-containing protein. Gene Ontology annotation, biological process: basic amino acid transmembrane export from vacuole. Gene Ontology annotation, cellular component: fungal-type vacuole membrane. NCBI's taxonomy places the organism in Eukaryota, Fungi, Mortierellomycota, Mortierellomycetes, Mortierellales, Mortierellaceae. The record is from RefSeq and is a predicted model, not a curated record. Bases 285 to 2093 code for a protein of 602 amino acids. The transcript has 6 exons.
GGGGGGAGGGGAUCAUGGAGCUGUAUCUGCCCAGGUCUAUUGAGAGAGCUGUCGAGGAGCAGUGGGGGAUGCUGAGGAGUGUCGAGCAGCAGCGGAGGGUGCAGACUGAUCGAUGUGGUGCGGGUGAGUGUGAGUGUGAGUGAAGGAGAGAUGAGGAGGGGACUGCAGUGCAUGGCAGGGAGGAGAACAAGGUUUGGGUUGGACACCGACUGACGAGCGGUGACUCCAUCGGCGGAGAUUGGAGGCCGCCCGUAUCUCAUCGCCCAUAGGGCUGUGUGGAGACUAUGGCCAAUACACAGUCUGGCUGCAUGUACGCUGUAAACGAGACAAAGUGGGGCUGCAGCGGACCAGAUAAGAAGGUCGUAGGCAAAGCAGCUGUCUCUCUCUCUCUCUCUCUCUCUCUCUUCUUUUCUGCUUUUCUGCUUUUGUUUCUGUUUCUCGUCUCUCGCCUUUCGUCUCUCGUCUCUCACCCCCCUCUCUUCUCCUUUUUUGCCCUGCUUCCUCCUCCGCCGCUUUCUCUUUUUUCCUCUCCCCCCUCAUUCCUCAUCCCUUAUUCCUCAUUCCUUCCUGAUCCUCCUCCUCUCUUCAUUCGUCCAACCCCACAGCGAAUGGUUGCACACACAGCUUUCUACUGGCUCGCAAGCCAGGGCGCCACCAUGGCUGCCAACACCGUCGCAGAUGACAGCGCCAUCCCCCUGAAGAUAUACCUCUCCAACGUUGCUGGCUCCCUGUCGAUCCUCUGCUGGUUCAUUGUCUUUACUCCUCAAUUUUGGAUCAACUACAAGAGGCAGUCAGGAGAGUCCCUGUCGCUAAUCUUCCUCUACAUCUGGCUCGCCGGUGAUAUCAUGAACCUGAUCGGCGCAACCAUGGAUAACCUGUUGCUUACGAUGCGUGUCCUGGCCUGGUACUACACUAUCGCAGAUGUUGCAUUGAUUGCACAAAUCUUCUACUACCGCAGGACAUCUCCCAAGGCCAGCUUCGAGUCAGUCAUCACGCAUGCCAGUCCUGAAGUCCUAAGUGCGCCUCACGGCGAACACGCACCCCUUAUCGCGGGAAGCCUCUCAGCAAACUAUUCAAGUAUCUCGCCAUCUCAACACGUCCACGAGAACGAGCACGAUCGAGUGAUCCACCAGGCAGCCAUGGUCGCCAAUGCUACUGCAUCACACUAUGCUGAAGGACAUCACCACCAAACUGCCGACACCGAAUCGGGACAUCUUUUGCCAGGAGAACGUUCUCUUCGUCAUCAGCGUCGUCCCUCAGCACACUCCACCCUGACUACGGCCUCUGGAAGGUACCGAUACAAAAUGGUGAAGCGCCGCAGGAUGAUCCGCAAGGUUGCCAUGGUCAUCUUCCCUAUUAUGAUGAUCGCGAUCUUCGUUUGGGCAUACUAUGACUGGCUGCAGUGCACGAUUGGCAGUGGAGAGGGUUCAGAGGAUGGGUCUCAUUGUGGCCGUGGACACAAUGGUGGACAUGGCAAUUUGCCUCCUGCACCCCGCCCCCCAUCAUCAGGGACCGACGAUGUACUUUCAAUCAUGAGUAGCAAGGAGCCCAAGAAGCACCCAGGCGAUGACAACCAUGGGGGUGAGAAGACCGGAGUGCAGCUGUGGUUGCCCUUGUUGCUCGGAUGGGGAAGUGCAGUUCUAUACCUCGGAUCGCGUAUCCCACAGAUCUACAAGAACUGGAGGCUCAAGUCGUGCGAGGGGUUGUCGGUGAUGAUGUUUGUGUUCUCGGUCUUUGGCAACAUCUUCUACGUGGCCUCCAUCUUCUUUAACUCGCUUGAGAUCGAUUACCUGAUCAGGAACAUGCCAUGGUGGCUAGGUUCCGGCGGUACCCUGAUCUUUGAUUUCACGAUCUUUUUCCAGUUCUACAUCUACCGUUACAACACUCCUCUGAGCGAAGCCCUCAAGGAAGCAGCGGCAACAGGCGAGCUGAACGAGAAUGCAUUGAUGGCAACCGCCAAUGACUCUGACUCGACCGAGGAUGACUCUGAUGCGGACUCUUCUACAGGAGCAAUGUCCCAGCAAAACAAAAGCAAAAAGGACCAUGGCCACCAGCACCAGUCCACGUCCGCAUCGGAUGCCACUCGCGUAUGAGUCCUCUAGAGCAGGAAAUGACUCGUUGCCUUGGCCUUUGUAGUUUCCAUCCACCCAUACCAGCAUGUUUUCUUGUCUUGUUUUCGUUUCUUGCUUUUUUAUUUUUUAUUUUAUUUCCCAUUGCUUUUGUAAACAUGUACAAUAAACGUCCAAAUCAAAAGAGAA